AUGCAGCCCUUCAGCAUUCCCGUUCAAAUUACACUCCAGGGCAGCCGGAGGCAUCAGGGGAGGACAGCCCUUCCUACCUCCAGGAAGAAGAGAAAUAUAGACCACAAUGAUGGAGAGUCUCCAGAUGUGCACAGGAAGCUGCCAUCCAGUGCUGGAGAGGACAGAGCCAUGCUCCUGGGGUUUGCGAUGAUGGGCUUCUCUGUUCUAAUGUACUUCUUGAUUGGAAUAAACAUCCUAAAGCCUUUCAUGCUCAGUACUCAGAGAGAAGAAUCCAACUGCACGAUUAUCCACACACAUAUCAUGGACGACUGGCUGGAUUGUGAUUUCACCUGUGGUGUGGACUGCCGAGGUCAGGGGAAGUACCCGUGUCUCCAGGUGUUUGUGAACCUCACCCACUCAGGUCAGAAAGCUCUUCUCCAUUAUAAUGAAGAGGCUGUACAGAUCAAUUCCAAGUGCUUUUACACACCUAAGUGCCACCGAGAUAGGAAUGAUUUGCACAACAGUGCUUUGGACAUAAAGGAAUUCUUCGAUCACAAAAAUGGGACCCCCUUUUCAUGCUUCUACAGUCCAGACAGCCAAACUGAAGAUGUCAUUCUCAUAAAGAAGUAUGACCAAAUGAUUAUCUUCCAUAGUUUGUUUUGGCCUUCGUUGACUCUGCUAGGUGGUGGCCUGAUUGUUGGUAUGGUGAGAUUGACACAGCAUCUGUCACUACUGUGUGAGAAAUACAGCACUGCAGUCAGAGAUGAGGUAAGUGGCAAAAUGCCCUAUACAGAACAGCAUCAAUUCCCACUGUGCAGUGUGAGGAGCAGAAAAAUCCUAAGAUGGUGGCCAAAUUAA
This is a messenger RNA of Chrysochloris asiatica (Cape golden mole), 837 nucleotides long. It is a transcript of the gene KCNMB3, whose product is annotated as potassium large conductance calcium-activated channel, subfamily M beta member 3. The transcript is spliced from 4 exons. NCBI's taxonomy places the organism in Eukaryota, Metazoa, Chordata, Mammalia, Afrosoricida, Chrysochloridae. Gene Ontology annotation, molecular function: potassium channel regulator activity; calcium-activated potassium channel activity. Bases 1 to 837 code for a protein of 278 amino acids. The record is from RefSeq and is a predicted model, not a curated record. Gene Ontology annotation, biological process: detection of calcium ion; potassium ion transport. Gene Ontology annotation, cellular component: voltage-gated potassium channel complex; membrane.